Molecule: messenger RNA, 5943 nt
Organism: Brenthis ino (lesser marbled fritillary)
Lineage: Eukaryota; Metazoa; Arthropoda; Insecta; Lepidoptera; Nymphalidae
Source: the annotation of a GenBank genome assembly
AUGGAGCGCGGUAAAAUGUCGUCAGCCGGCCGCGGCGGCAAAAGUAAAGCACCACAACACCCUCAGGACAUAUUUGCAUUAGGUGGUAAAUCAACUGUCGUCGUAUCGAGAGAUUCUGAGAAAAGGAAUAUACAUAAACCCUCCACAAGUGGAGUUGGGGAAAGAAAGAGAGAACCUUCAGGCUUUGGUAAUCAACCUCAAAGUAAAAGAGCUAGAAUAGGAUCCCCUGCUGAAGCUGUUAGUGGCACCUCGUUGGAUGUAGAUCCUGUUGACCUUGUGCCUAAUGUUCUGCAAGCUCUUGACACACAUAACUCGGAUAAAUUGCUAGGUCUAUUAACAGGCUCUAUCAGGCUGCUUAAAUCACAGCGCUCAAAACCAGAUCCAAUCCUUUGUAUGAGUAUGCUGUAUUUAACUAAAAUAAGGCCUAAUAUGUUUGCUCAUGAAACAGUAACACAAACUUUAUGCACUUUACUGAAAAGAGAGCAAGGAGCUGCAUUCAAAAGUAAAGGAAAUCCAUUGGUGUUUGUGCUGGCCUGUAAUAUGCUGUAUGCUGGGCACAAAGACAGCAAUAACUGGCCUGACACUUUUAUAAAGGUAUACAUUGAAGAUGCGCUUAAUGAGCGCUGGUGGGUGGAUUGCUCUUGGUGUAAAUGCUUAGUAGAAAACAUUGUUACAGCAUUCGGAACUAAACAACCAGCACCACAUUUGAUACCCACUGACAAUACCCUAGGAACAAUGUCUCCAUCUGGUUCAGGCUCUCCAUUAAUGGGGAGUAAUGAAGAAGACGCUGACAACACUGAACUUGAGUAUUCCGUGUUCCCAAGAUAUUCCAGUAGUUAUGAAACUGUGGAGGCACUGGUGCUGGAAGCCAUCAAAGAGCAGAUCCAAAGGAGAGUGGCCCCCGAUGCUAUUGGCAAGGGUUUUCUUAAAUUGUUGUCAGCAACAUGUGGCUUUCCAGAGAUCCGCAUGAUCGCGGCGUCGCGGCUGGAGGCGUGGCUGCACUCGGGCAAGCUGUGGCGCGCGGCGCAGGAGCUGCUGGCGCACGUGUGCGCCAACGCGCACGCCGCCGGGCCCAGCGCCGCGCGCGACCACGAGGUGCUGGCGCAGCUCGUGCGCAUGCGCCUCAAGACCAAGCCGCUGCAGGCCGCCUACCAGGCCUGUCUACGGGAGAUGGUGUCGUCGAGCCCGGCGCUGCUACGCAGCGUGGUUACGCACACCAUCUACAACGAGCUGUCCAACGUGCGCUCGCCCAACAACAUGGCCGUGCUGGCCGCGCUCAUCCAGGCGCAGCCGCAGCUCGUGCCCGCCGCCAUGGCCGACACGUACCAGGAGAUCGUGUUCCGGCCGGACGACUACCUGCGGCCGCUGCGCGCGCUGACGCGCGAGUGCGUGCGCGCGGCGCGCUCCGACGCGGCGGCGCUGCUGCCGCUGGCGCGCGCGCUGGCGCACCCGCCACCCAUCGACCCGCCGCAGGAGAUCCGCGAGCGCGCGUUCCAGUCGAUCGCGGACCUGUUCUGCGUGUGCUGCCUGGUGACGGCGGCGGCGGCGGCGCACGGCAAGCACGCGGGCGGCGAGCACCGCGCGCUGCUGGCCGCGCUGCAGCAGCAGGCGCUGGGCUGGCUGCUCGACACCGCCGUGGCCGUGUACCGCCCCGCGCGGCACGACUGUCUGCACGUGCUCAACAAGAUAAUGUUCGUGGAGCCGGCGGAGACGUACAGCAAGGUGGACAAUUGGCCGCCGGAGUCGGAGCGCGCGCUCACGCACCGGCUGUGCGCGGAGGCGCCGCUGCCGCAGAACACGCUGCUGCGGCUCAUCUUCAUCGGCCUUUCAGAGGACAUCCCGGUGACGGCGACGGAGGUGUUCGAGCUGAUCGAGCAGCUGGUGCGACGCGCGUGCGCGCUGCCGCCCGACGAGCAGCCGCUGCAGGUCGACAAGCUGGAGAUAGCCGAGUACAUCUUCCAGCUCUGCCAGUUCCACCCGCCCGACAACAUCACGCUGCCGGCCGGAUACACGCCGCCGGCGCUGGCCAUCACGUCGCUGUACUGGCGCGGCUGGAUGCUGCUCACCAUGCUGGCGGCGCACAACCCGCAGGACUUCGCCGAGCGCGCCGCCAACGCCUACCCCACGCUGCGCGCGCUCAUCGAGUGCUGCAUCACGGGCAAGCCGUCGAUCGAGUGGAACGGCGCGGGCGAGGCGGAGCGGCUGGAGGCGGAGCGCGCCGCCGUGCUGCAGCUGGAGACGCACCUGGCCGCCGCCAGCAACGCCAAGCUGCCGGUCACCGAGCACUCCUCCAGGCUGCUGGCGCAGCUGACGAUGCUCGAGCCGGGCGGGCCCGCGCGCCGCCCGCCCGCCGCCGUGCUGGAGGCGCUGCAGGCGCUGAGCUCGCAGCUGCGGCUAUCGCGCCUGUUGUGCCGCCAGCCCGCGCUACUGCUGCAGCUGGUGGAGCGCCACGGCACGCGCCGCGCCAUGCCCUGGCUGCACCAGCUGCUGCGCCACGACCGGCUCGAGCUCAGCGUGUUGCCGGUGCAGUGCCUGUGCGAGUUCCUGUCGGCGGGCGGCGCGGGCGGGGCGGGGGCGGGCGGCGCAGAGGCGGGCAAGGCGGGCGAGCUGUGUGCGCACCUGCGGCGCACGCUGCACAGCGAGGAGGGCGCGCGCGCCGUGCUGCACUACUACCUGCAGCGCCUGGCGCACGCGCACGCGCCCACGCGCGCCUCCGCCAAUCGGGGGUUGAAAUUGGUAUUAUCGCAGUCCGAUGACACAACAGAAAUGGAUUACAAUGCUGACGUGAGCCCAGAGUCGUGGCUGCCGCUGCUGCCGGCGCUCCGGCACUGGGAGGCGCUGCGCGGCGAGGCGGUGCGGCGCGUGCGCGCGGCCUGCCUGGCGGAGAGCGCGCCGCCGCACGUGGCCGCCUACCUCGCCUUCUUGGCGCGCCACGCGCCGCACGCCGCGCCGCGGGACCUCACCGACAUCGUGCUGGACCUGAGCCAGGUGCUGAUGGAGAGGACGACGGUGAUGGGCUACGUGCUGCCGCCCGUGGACUGCACCGAGACGCCGCGCGACGAGCGCCUGCUGGCGCAGCACCGCGCGCUGCACGCUCUCACUACCAUAUUCUAUACGCAUUUGAGACAGGUGCUGUCGAGCGAGGCGGCGGAGGCGGGCGAGGCGGAGGAGGGCGAGGGCUGGAGCGCGGGCGAGCGCGUGGCGCUGGCGUGGGCGGGCGGGCGGCGCGCCGUGCUGCACGUGGUGGUAGCGCACGCACACCUCAAGUUGCUGUGCUUCGGACCUUCCUACUUCGACACAAACCAAGAGAUGUACUCGUGGCUGCUGUCCACGUGGGUGGCGGACGCGCCCGAGGCGACGGUGGCGGGCGCGGGGGCGGCGGCCGCGGGGGAGGAGGGCGAGGGCGUGCUGCUGCCCGACUGGCUGCGCCUGAGCCUGGUGCGCUCGGCGCGCCCCGCGCUGCUUGAGGCCGGCCUGCGGGGCCUGCCCGCGAACAAGCUCGCGCUCUUCAUACAGACGUUCGGCAUGCCCGUGUCCUCUAUGAGCGCGCUGCUGGCGGCGCUGGACGCGUGCCCGGCGGGCGCGGUGGUGCGGCUGGGCGUGGAGCGCGCGUACAUGGCGCAGCUUCUGCGCGUGCAACGCGCGCGCGGCGCCGGCGGCGGACACGCCUUCGCCGCCGCGCUGCGCCUCGCGCGCCCCGUCUACCCGCCCGAUGACACGCUAUUCGCUGAAGAGACGCUCCCCGACGAAGAGGAAGACCCGUGGAGCUGCGCCCGCCAGCUCAACAAGCUGGACGUGGGCGCGGUGGGCGCGCUGCUCGCCACUGCGUUUGCGGACGCCGGCACCUUCCAUGGGGAUCUAGACACUACUUUUACUCAACUUCAAGGGUUUAUAGUAGAGGAAGCGAACCAGCCUGGAUGCGGCGCGUACACGAGCGCGGUGCUGGAGCACCUGCGCGGCGCCGGCGCGGGGGGGCUGCUGCGCCGCCCCGCGCUGGCCGCGCCACUGCUGCGCACGCUACUGCACGCCGCGCCCGACGGCUUGCCUGAGAUAGCCAGUCGGCUGGUGUCGCAGUGCAAGUGCGCGCGCGGGCCGGCGGCGGAGGCGCUGCGCGCGGCGGCGGGCGCGGGCGCGGCGCGCGCGGCCCCCGCGCUGCCACCCGGCGCCGACAAGGACCAGCUCGUCACCGCUCUAGAGUCGGCAACGCCAAGUACGCUGGAGGCAAUCGGUAACAAGAUAAUAGAGACUCAAGACACGCAGGUGGUGGUGGACACCAUCACGCACCUGCUGGAGAAGAACCAGCAGGGCUGCUACGAGAUUCCGGUGAAAUGUGAAGCCGAUGAGAAAACGCUGUCGUGCGCGGCGCACGUGCUGUCGGCGCGCGGGCUGGGCGCCGGCCUGCUGCUGGACUGGCUGUCCGAGCUGCAGCGCGAGACGCUGGGCCGCCAGAUGCGGCUGAUGUUCCAGCGCGGCGGCGGCGCGUGGCGGCCGCUGUUGGUGACGCUGCUGGCGCACCGCGCGUCGUGGCGCACGCUGCACCAGGCGCUCGACCGCCUCACCGCGCAGGGGGGCUGGUCGGCGCGCGCGGUGCUGGACUUCGCGGAGACGCUGGUGGGGUCGCCGCGCGUGGCGCAGGGCCGCGACCGCGCCGCGCCCAAGCACCACGCGCCGCGAGACUCUCUGCGCCUCACGCACAACCAGCUGGGCGUGCUGGUGCGGUAUGUGGGCGAGGAGGCCCGCGAGGCGGAGGAGCGCGAGGGGCUGGAGGGCGCGCGGCGCCGCGUGGAGGCGCGCCUGCCGCUGCUGCUGCGCUGCGCAGCCGCGCCGCACGCGCUGCUGGCCGCCGCGCUCGCCGCCGCCGACGCGCACCCGCUGCUGCUGCUACUGCUCUACAUGAAGGUGCCGAAGGUGCUGCAGCUGCUGCGCGAGUGCGAGGCGCUGCCGGGCGCGGGCGCGCGGCGGCUGGCGCGCGCGGACGCGGCGCGGCGCUCCACCAGCGCCACGGACCGCGUGGCGCACGCGCUGCUCACUGCGCUCGCCGCGCCUCACCACCACUCCAAGGAGCACGCGCAGAGGAUGUCGCGCACGGAGGCGGGCGCGCGCGCCGUGUUCGCGCGCUGCCUGGGCGCGGGUGCGCGCGCGCUGCCGCUGGCAGGCGCGCUGCUGCGCGGCGUGCGCGCGCGCCACCACCACGCGCUGCACCACCUGCUCGCCGCCAUCGAGAUGCUCUCCGACGAUGACCUCUUCGCCGACCACGCCACUGAGGAGAUCCACGGCAUCCUGGAGUGUUUCCUGAACAUAGUGAAGCAGGGCGGCGGCGGCGGCGGCGCGGGCCCGCUGGCGCACCGCGUGGCCGCGCUGCUGCGCCGCUACCGCGCCGCGCGCCCGCACCGCGCCGCCGCGCUGCUGCACGCGCACCGCGACACCAUCGCGUCCCACGCAGCGUUGGCGAGCGCGGCCGGGGGCGAAGCGCCGCCCGCGUCGUCGUCGCCGCCGCCGCACGCACUGCUGGCGCUGCAGCGCCGCAUCGCGCCGCCCGACGAGCUGCACUGGCUAAUACAGGAGAUAGAAGCGUGGGGCGUGCGGCGCGGCGGCGCGUGGGGCGGGCCCGCCAGCGCGGACGCGCUGCUGCGCGCCGCCGCGCCGCUGGCCGCCGCGCCGCACCCGCAGCUGCGCGCCGCCACGCUCUCGCUGCUCGCCAAGCUGCUGCCCGCCGCGCCCGACACGCACCCCGGUCUUCAAGCCAUCCUCGAAUGCCUAGACUCAAGUCAACCAGAAAUCGCACAAUCAGCCAUUGACAAGCUCCCUGAACUUAUAGUAGGAAUACAGGAACACGCUGCGAGAAUUCUAACGCGGGUGUUCGACCUCGGGCUGCGCUCCCGACAGCCCGUGGAGCAGUGCAUUGCCAAGUGCGUCUCGACCAUCAACUUGAAUAGGGGCUGC